ACAGUGCGACGGAUGGCGGUGUGCAAUCCCUUACGGUGGAGUACACAGUACACAGCGCAAGCGAAGGACGUGUGGAACAGUGUUGCAGCGUUAGUUCGAUCGGAUGCUACCAAGUGGACGGGCCAGAAACGGUCACUAGACAUCGGACCAGCUGGACGCAUGAGGAAUCCCAUCGAUAACGGGGGUUCUUCUGGCCGCAGUGAUGAAACGAAAGCAGCGCCGCUACAGAACGACGUUCAACUCACUGCAGCUGCAGGAACUCGAACGGGCCUUUCAGCGGACGCACUAUCCGGACGUGUUCUUUCGCGAGGAGCUCGCGGUCCGUAUCGAUCUCACCGAAGCACGCGUCCAGGUCUGGUUCCAGAACCGCCGCGCCAAGUGGCGCAAGAGCGAAAAAACCACGGUGGGCGGUCCCGGUGAGCCGGACUCGCAACAGGACCAGCAAGACCCACAGCAACUCUCCACGUCGUCAUCGUCGUCCACCGGUACGGUCACACUUUGCCCGCGCGCUGACGGUACGGGUGAGGCUGGGCUGGGUGAUGUUAGCAUACUGGUGGAUGCGGGCGAUGGACCCAGUGGCAGCCGAAUGCUCGACGACGACGAAGACGACGAUGGGUUGGGACUUUCCGACGAGGUACUGCAGGGCAUGGGCAGCACACUAAAAUCUCAGCAUCAUUCCCAGACGGUGGGUGGUUUGGGAGGGUUGGGUAAGAAUGCAGGGCUGAACGAUGCGAUGUCGAGUGAGCCGAUGUCUGGGCACCAUCACCACCACCUACAUCACCACCUGCAACAGCAUCACCAGCAUCAACAUGUAGGGCCGAGUUCUAGGGCGUCACUGUUGGAUGCGGUGGAUGUCGUACUGCCUGGCAGCUCCAACACAGCGGGACUCUCUUUCGACGGGGGUUCGCUGCAUAGUAUGACGCUCGGAUUGCCGGAUGAUCCAACCGGCGCCGGGCCGGUAAGCAGCUCCGCGUACAGUGUGGUGGAUGCGGAGUUGCCACGUCUCACGAUUGGGUCACUCUCAUCGCCCGGUCGUCUAUCGCCCAACCUGUUCCUGAACCUCAACUUCGACCAUCUCAACUCGCUGGACGGUAGUCGGUCCAGUAGUUUGACGUUUGAGUGGAACAGCUUCACCGGUACCAGCACGACCUCCACCUCGACCAAGCUUACUCCCUCGGGUACGUCCUACACCACCUCCGUGAAUAACUCCACCGACGGUCUCGGGACGGUUAGUUCUUCCAAUCAGGACGGUGCUGGUGGUUGUUGCUCUCUGCAUCCAAACGAUGGUUCCAACCAGCAGCAGCAGCAAGCGAUACAUCAUCAUCCACAUCAGCACCAUCAACACCAUCACCAUCAGCAACAGCAGCAUACGGCCUCCGUGUACGACGACGAGAUGAAGUUCCUGCACGUGGACCACUUCGGUGCGAUGGAAAGCUUUAAGCACGAGUCCCUGUUCAACCUCGAUCAAACCCUCCUCAGUGCGUCGGGGCCUCCGUCCACCGAUCAACCACUCACGUUGCUACAGCAACAGUCGCACCAUCAGCAACUACCAUCACACCCACACCAGCAUCAUCACCAUCAACAGCAGGUGCUGUGCGGUUCACAUUCGGCUCAAAAGAAUUCCCUCCAGCAGCAGCAGCAGCAACAUCACCACCAUCACCAUCAUCACCACCAUCACCAUGCGCAUCAUCAUGGACACCACGAUCACCAUCUUGGCGUGCUGGUGGACGAACUGUCCGGGUUCCCAUCGCUCACGGACCAUACCGGCGGUGCUGGUGAUGAUGAGUCUGCAACCGGACAACCAGGACCGAACGCUUGCGUGGACGACCCGCAACGGGCCUCCCCAUCGGAGCUGCUCGAUCUAGAGCGACCGAUCAACAUACACAUCAACGUGGAGGACGGUCUCGAUACACUGCACGCGGAUGACAAGUUCUGACGUUAGUUCUCCGCCUCCACAUCCGCACAUCACAUUUUGGAAGCGUUGGAAGGUGAUUGCUUGUGUGCGUGUGUGACGUUGAGUGGCAGAGUAACCAAGCCCGUCAGUGUGUGUGUGUUUUUUUUGUGUUUUGAAUCUAGUCAGCCAUUUUUAAUCUAGUCUGCUGGAAAUCCGACUCCGAACGCAUCGCUCCUCGUGGAAAGCGACACCAGCCUGGACAAACAUUUCGGACAGUUAGUGACGUGUAUAGCGUACCCAGUGUACUGAUGUGUCGGGUUUUCAUCAAGUUACCAGCAAAACGGCUUUUGUUAUCUAUUUUCUUUGCCCUAGUCACGCUCAUUGUCAUCCUGUAAAACCAUUACGUUAUAGAACGCGGUGGGGUAAAACAAGAAGUAAUAUCUUCUGCCUGUCAUACAA
Molecule: messenger RNA, 2353 nt
Organism: Anopheles moucheti
Lineage: Eukaryota; Metazoa; Arthropoda; Insecta; Diptera; Culicidae
Product: transcriptional regulator ovo-like
Exons: 2
Coding region: 203-1936 (577 amino acids)
Biological process (GO): regulation of transcription by RNA polymerase II
Molecular function (GO): DNA-binding transcription factor activity, RNA polymerase II-specific; RNA polymerase II transcription regulatory region sequence-specific DNA binding
Source: RefSeq, a predicted model, not a curated record